Messenger RNA from Dermatophagoides pteronyssinus (European house dust mite), 767 nucleotides. RefSeq names its product ribosomal protein L15 (gene RpL15). Lineage: Eukaryota; Metazoa; Arthropoda; Arachnida; Sarcoptiformes; Pyroglyphidae. Gene Ontology annotation, molecular function: structural constituent of ribosome; RNA binding. Gene Ontology annotation, cellular component: cytosolic large ribosomal subunit; ribosome. Gene Ontology annotation, biological process: cytoplasmic translation. The record is from RefSeq and is a predicted model, not a curated record.
UCGUUCAACUUCCUUUUCUUCUCACUGUGUGUGUGUGUGUUUUGUGUGAUUUUUUUGUGUUUUUGGUUUUUCUCAUUUGAAAUUCUUUGGGAUUUUUUUGUUGAAUAUUCUUUUGAAAAAAAUGGGUGCAUACAAAUAUAUGCAAGAAAUAUGGCGACAUAAACAAUCGGAUGUUAUGCGAUUUUUGUUACGUGUUCGAACAUGGCAAUAUCGUCAAUUGAAUGUUAUCACUCGUUGUCCAAGACCAUCACGAACCGAAAAAGCUCGCCGUCUUGGUUAUAAAGCUAAACAAGGUUAUGUUAUUUAUCGUGUACGUGUUCGUCGUGGUGGCCGAAAACGUCAAUGUCCAAAAGGUGCUACAUAUGGUAAACCAAAGAAUCAUGGUGUCAAUGAAUUGAAACCGACACGAAAUUUACAAGCAAUUGCUGAAGAACGUGUUGGUCGUCGUGUUGCUCAUGCUUUGCGAAUUUUAGGAUCAUAUUGGGUUGGCCAAGAUUCUACAUUCAAAUUUUUUGAAAUCAUUUGUAUUGAUCCUUUCCAUAAGGCUAUACGUCGUGAUCCAAAAAUCAAUUGGAUCUGUAAUGCUGUACAAAAACAUCGUGAAUUACGUGGUUUGACUAGUUCGGGUAAAAAACAUCGUGGCUUACGUGGUUCUGGUCAUGGUUAUUCUAAACUUGUCGGUGGUUCAAGACGUGGAAAUUGGCGUAGACGAAAUACAUUACAAUUACGUCGAAGACGAUAGAGAAUUUCAAACAACAACAAAAACA